CCUCCAUGCAGUGCAGAGCCAAACCCCAGUCCUCCGCCAGCUCCUCCCUCAGGCCCUUUGUGUUUUCCAGGAAAUAACUGUGCCUAUUUCCCCACCCCCUCCUGAUGUCCCAUGGUUCAGAAAAGAAUCUGCAUCUGGAAAUCCUCAUCAACCAGACAGGGGCACUCGUUCGUGGCUUUCAACCCUGUGUGCUGUCCUGCUGGAUCUUAUCAGUGCUUGGAUCAGUGGCAGGGCUGUGGUUGCAGGUUACACCCUGAGAGGCUCGGGUGGCUGCUGGUAGCCAUUGCACCGACUGGUCCUUUGCUCCCCGUGGUCUUCCAAGAACAACCUGUGUCCAGGAGGCAGAAGAGUUCUUGGUGCCCACAGAUGCUGUACUCCAGCCUGCAUCCAUCCAUCCCACGCCCCAGGGGUCACAGGGCCCAGGAGGCAGCUUUGGUCCUGCUAGGGUUCUGCCUAAUGGUCCUUUGGGGGACUGGGGAGCCGAUGGACCACACUCUCCGAUAUCUGGUGUUCCACCUCGCCUCCCUGCAGCUGGGCCUGCUGUUGAAAGGGGCUUGCUGUCUGGCCGAAGAGCUAUGCCAUAUCCAUUCCAGGUACCGGGGCAGCUACUGGAAGGCUGUGCAGGCCUGCCUGGGCUGCCCCAUCCGCCGAGUGGCAGUGCUGCUGCUGUCCUGCUAUUUCUACUGCUUCCUCCCGAUGGACACUGCCCUGUCCCUCAGCUGGACACUUGCACUCCUGGGCCUCUCAAAAGCACUCAGCAUCCUCCUGGGCCUCCAGGGCCUGGCUCCAGCUGAGAUCUCUGCAGUCUGUGAAAAAGGGAACUUCAAUGUGGCCCACGGGCUAGCAUGGUCAUAUUACAUUGGGUACCUGCAGCUGAUUCUGCCAGGGCCAGUGGCCUGGGUGUUAGUACUGGAUUGGAUAGGAGACGGGAUUAACAUGGAUGACUUCUUGGGCUUCCUGACCCCAGGGCUCCAGGCUCGGAUCCAAGCUUACAGUGAGCUUCACAACAACAUACUAUGGGGUGCAGCGAGCCGCCGGCUGUACAUCCUCUUCCCGUUGGACUGUGGGGUGCCUGAUGACCUGAGUGUGGUGGAUCCCAACAUUCGCUUCCUGCAUACUCUGCCCCAGCAGAGCAUUGACUGUGCUGGGAUCAAAGGGCGGAUUUACUCUAACUGCGUCUAUCAGCUUCUGGAGAACGGGCAGCCGGUAGGCACCUGUGUCCUGGAGUAUGCCACGCCCUUGAAGACCUUGUUUGCCAUGUCACAGGAUGCCAGGGCUGGCUUUAGCCGGGAUGAUCGGCUUGAACAGGCCAAGCUCUUCUGCCGGGCACUUGAGGACAUCCUGGCAGAUGUUCCCGAGUGUCAGAACAUGUGCCGCCUCAUUAUCUACCAGGGACCCACAGAAGGAAGCAGCUUCUCGCUGUCACAGGAGGUUCUCCGGCACCUGCGGCAGGAGGAAAGGGAGGAGGUUACUCUUGGCAGCUCCGAGACCUCAGCGGUGCCAGACUCAACCACACUGUCCCAGGAACCCCAGCUCCUCAUCAGUGGGAUGGAUCAGCCUCUCCCACUCCGUACGGAUAUCUUCUGAGGCCGGGUCACCUUGCCUGAGCUUCUGGUGGUCCCCAAGAUUCUGGACUGGGGACUUCUUCAGUGGCUGGAUGUCCAGCAGAGCCCCUUCCUUUCACAAGGGACCUACAGGAAAGGGUGGGCCUGGAUUUGACAUCUCCAGCCGAGUCCUGCAUCCUUGGCAAGGCUCACCUUGCUGAGCCUGUCUUCUCAUCUACAAAACAGGAUAACUCUUGCCCUGCCAGCCUCACAAGCUCAUUAUGAGGACUCUGUCCAUGAGGUUCUGAGUAAAUUCUAACUGCUGGGGAAACUUAA
Heterocephalus glaber (naked mole-rat) is the source of this 1880-nucleotide messenger RNA. It is a transcript of the gene Sting1, whose product is annotated as stimulator of interferon response cGAMP interactor 1. Gene Ontology annotation, cellular component: autophagosome; endoplasmic reticulum membrane. Gene Ontology annotation, molecular function: cyclic-di-GMP binding; 2',3'-cyclic GMP-AMP binding. The record is from RefSeq and is a predicted model, not a curated record. NCBI's taxonomy places the organism in Eukaryota, Metazoa, Chordata, Mammalia, Rodentia, Bathyergidae. Gene Ontology annotation, biological process: positive regulation of type I interferon production; activation of innate immune response; positive regulation of macroautophagy.